GGCCGGGCCGCCACGAUGCCGGAGUUCCUGGAAGACCCGUCGGUGCUGACCAAAGACAAGUUGAAGAGCGAGCUGGUGGCCAACAACGUGCCGCUGCCGGCCGGCGAGCAGCGCAAGGACGUGUACGUGCAGCUCUACCUGCAGCACCUCACGGCGCGCAACCGGCCGCCGCCCCCCGGCGCGGCCGCCAACAGCCGCGGGGGCGCCCCCGACUUCUCCAGCGACGAGGAGCGCGAGCCCACGCCGGUGCUCGGCUCCACCGGGGCCGCCGCGGGCCGAGGCCGGGCCUCCGUCGGCCGGAAAGCCACAAAAAAAACUGAUAAACCCCGGCUGGAAGAUAAAGUUGAUCUGGAUGUGACAGAGCUCACUAAUGAAGAUCUUCUAGAUCAGCUUGUGAAAUAUGGAGUGAAUCCUGGUCCUAUUGUGGGAACAACCAGAAAGCUAUAUGAGAAAAAGCUAUUAAAAUUGAGAGAGCAAGGGACAGAGUCGAGAUCAUCCACUCCUCUCCCAACAAUUUCUUCUUCAGCGGAAAAUACAAGACAGAAUGGAAGUAAUGACUCAGACAGAUACAGUGACAACGAUGAAGACUCUAAAAUAGAGCUCAAGCUUGAGAAGAGGGAACCACUAAAGGGCAGAGCAAAGACUCCAGUAACACUCAAGCAAAGAAGAAUUGAGCACAAUCAGAGCUAUUCUCAAGCUGGAAUAACUGAGCCUGAAUGGACAAGUGGAUCUUCAAAAGGCGGACCUCUGCAGGCAUUAACUAGGGAACCUACCAGAGGGGCCCGAAGAACUCCAAGGAAAAGGGUGGAAACUUCAGAGCAUUUUCGUGUAGAUGGUGCAGUUUUUUCAGAAAGUACUCCCAUAGCUGAAACUAUAAAGGCUUCAAGCAACGAAACUUUAGUUGUCAAUAGGGUGACUGGAAAUUUCAAGCAUGCAGCUCCCAUUCUUCCAAUCACUGAGUUCUCAGACAUACCCAGAAGAACACCAAAGAAACCAUUGACAAGAGCUGAAGUGGGAGAGAAAACAGAGGAAAGAAGAAUAGAAAGGGAUAUUCUUAAAGAAAUGUUUCCAUUUGAAGCAUCUACACCAACAGGAAUUAGUGCUAGUUGCCGCAGACCAAUUAAAGGGGCUGCGGGCCGACCAUUAGAACUCAGUGAUUUCAGGAUGGAGGAAUCUUUUUCAUCUAAGUAUGUUCCUAAGUAUGUUCCCAUGACAGAUGUCAAGUCGGAAAAGACAAAAAAGGGACAUUCCGUUCCCAUGUGGAUAAAAAUUUUGCUAUUUGUUGUUGUGGCUGGUUUUUUGUUCUUUGUCUAUCAAGCUAUGGAAACCAACCAAGUAAAUCCAUUCAGGAAAUUUAUUUCUGAUAAUUCUCUAACUUCCGACUGAAUGAUAGUUCUUUGGCACACUAAACACUCAACGGUCUCCUGUUUUUAAUAACUGUAAAAAAAAUUGUGUAUACUUAUUGACUGGAGAACUAAAAAUAAUGUGAUUUCACCUCAGUAAAUGUAUUCCAUUGCAAAGCAAACAGGAUAUAAAAAUGGACUUCAUUAAUUGUCUUGGACUUUGGACUAGCAGGAGAUCACUGCGUGCCAUAUGAAUACUCUUUUUUUUUAGCUCUGGAACUUUUUUGUAGGCUUUAUUUUUUUAAUAUGGACAUCUUAUUUUGUUUUUGAGAAAAAUGUAUAUGGUUUUGUGUAUCUGGGAAAUACGAAGGGCAAAACGUAGAGAAUGUGAAACUUCACAUUUAAAUACUCUGAAUUCUUACAGAAAAGAUUUUAAGAACUCUA
Messenger RNA from Suncus etruscus (white-toothed pygmy shrew), 1787 nucleotides. It is a transcript of the gene TMPO, whose product is annotated as thymopoietin. The record is from RefSeq and is a predicted model, not a curated record. NCBI's taxonomy places the organism in Eukaryota, Metazoa, Chordata, Mammalia, Eulipotyphla, Soricidae. Gene Ontology annotation, molecular function: DNA binding. The transcript has 9 exons. Bases 16 to 1386 code for a protein of 456 amino acids.